Messenger RNA from Symbiodinium natans, 972 nucleotides. Lineage: Eukaryota; Dinophyceae; Suessiales; Symbiodiniaceae. The record is from the annotation of a GenBank genome assembly.
AUGACGUCAAUCAAAGAACGACGACAGAGAAUGCUAGACAAGAACUUGGCUGGCUUUGGACAGGACCACCAGCGCCAGAAGCACAGCAAGGCCGUGACGGACGCCUUAGACGUGGUCCAUUGGAGCCGCCUACAGCUGGUGCCGAGGGCACCAUCGCCAACGCCAAAGGCGGUGCCCAAGACGGGCGCCAAAGGGGCAGGCCCCCUGGACCCCGGCUUGCGCGCCGCGUCAGCCGGGAACUCGGAGGCUCUGGCGGCGUUGCUCCGCGCUGGCUGGGACUUACAAACGCGGGACCCGCAUGGCUCGAAUGCGCUCCUCUGGGCCGCAGGUGGGGGCCACUUGGAGACGUGCCAGCUCCUGGUGAAGCAGGGCUUGGACCCCAUGUCCCGGCAGAAGGACCACCGCACAGCACUCCAUUGGGCCGCACGAAAUGGCCGCCUGAGCGUGUGCCGGUGGCUCGUCGAGGUAUGUGGACUUCGUCCUGACGACCCCACAUUGGAUGGCACAGUGCCGCUGCAUUGGGCGGUCUGGCAGGGUCAUGAGGAUGUUUGCUCUUGGUUGGUCCACGAGGCCCGUGCCAAUCUGCAUGCCAAAAACAAGUAUGGCUGCAACGCGUCGCAGUGGGCUGCCCUGGCCGGCUCCGUGAAGAUGUGCCGUUGGCUACAGCACGAAGGCCUGGACCUCAAGGUGCUGAACCUCAACGGCCACUCGGCCCUCCACAAGGCAGCGGUCAAGGGCCGCUGGGACUGCUGCACCUGGCUGCUGCGCCAGGACAUGGAUGAUGGAGGAGGCUUGGGCCUGGAGCAGCUGGGGCCCGACAGGGACGGGAACCGGCCCAGCACCAUGGCGCGCUGCGGCGGCUUCGAGGACUUGUCUCGCUGGCUGCAAGGCCUGGAGCAUGAGCAUCAGGUGACCUACAGCAUGCUGUCUCCACCACGUCCUGACGUCACUGGGCAAAGACUCCAUGGGUGA